GAACAUUCGUCAUGGCGCCUGCGGAGCUUGGAGAGCCUGCACGCGUUUGUGUCGCACUGCACUGAAGAGCUGAUCUGGCUCAACGAGAGGGAGGAGGAGGAAAUCGCCUUCGACUGGAGCGACAACAACAGCAACAUGAACGCCAAGAGAGAAUUAUACAGCGAAAUGAGGUUAGAGCUGGAUGAGAAACGAGAGGUGAUGCGGUCACUGCAGGACACAGCGAGUCGUCUGUGCGUGGAGAACCAUCCGGCCAAACAGACCGUGGAGGCGUACAGCGCAGCCCUGCAGACUCAGUGGCAGUGGGUGGACCAGCUCUGUUUUUGCGUAGAGCAACAUCUGAAAGAUAACACGUCGUACUUCCAGUUCAUGAGCGAUGCCCGGGACUGUGAGUCGUACCUGCGUCAGCUCCAGGAAACCAUCAAGAGACAGUACACCUGUGACAAGAACAGCAGACUGACCAAACUGGAAGAUCUGCUUCAGGACUCUAUGGAGGAGAAGGAGCAGCUGAUCGAGUACCGGAGCACAGUGGCGAGUCUGGUGGGCCGGGCCAAGACGUUGGUGCAGCUCCGCCCCCGCAGCGCAGAGAGCAACCUGGCCGCCACCACGCCCAUCAGAGCCAUCUGCGACUACAGACAAAUAGAGACUAACGUUCAGAUCACAAUAAGUCGAGGAGAGGAGUGCGUGCUGGAGGACAACUCUCAGAGGACCAAGUGGAAGGUGAUCAGUCCCACAGGGAACGAGGCCAUGGUCCCUUCAGUGUGUUUCACCGUCCCGCCUCCGAACCAGGAGGCCAUGGACACAGCCAGCAGGACGGAGCAGCUGUAUCAGAAGGUCAUGUCUCUGUGGCAUCAGCUCCACGUGAACAUGAAGAGUGUGGUGUCCUGGCACUACCUUCUCAAAGACAUCCGGACCGUCUCCACAUGGAACCUGGACACGGUUCGAUGUCAGUCUCCGUCAGAGCGGCAGCAGGUCCUCGACCACCUGGAGUCCCAGUUGACCGACUUCCUGUCCGACAGCAAAGAGAGCUCUCUGUUCACGCCGGCCGAACGACGAGAGCUGGAGAAGGACGUUCAGCAGGCCCAGCAGCACUGUCAGGACCUGCUGCACAACAUGGAGACGGUUGAGAAGGACGAGACUGUCUCUCGGUCGUAUCUGUCCGAGCUGCAGAACAUCACCCUGCGUCUAAAUGAGGCCGAGCAGAGGCUGAUGAGGGGCAUUCAGACUCCGCCCCCCAGCAGGCGGUCUGGAGACACUGCCGACAACACUGUGCAGAUCGCAGAGCAAGAGAAGCUGCAGUCGGAGCUCGACACCCUGCGCUCCGGUUUGGGUGACGUGUCCCGUCGCUGUGUCCGAUUCUUUGAGGAGAAGCCGACGUCCUCCAGCGUUCCUGUCCUUCGGUCUGAACUCAACCAGGCUGUGGAAAAGACAGACAAACUGCACAACCUCUCGUGUGUCUACCUGGAAAAGCUAAAGACCGUGGACAUCCUGAUUCGCAGCCUGGACGAAGCGGAGAGCCAAGUCAGGAAGUACGAGAGUCGACUAAGUGAAGAAGACAUAGUUCCUGCGGACACCAUGGCCAUUCAAAACCUCAGAGAUCAGCUGGAGAAGUGGCAGGAUGAACUGGCCGAGCAGGGGGACAUCUUCCUCUCUCUGCAGUCAGUUGUGCUUCGGGCCAAAGACGCCGGGUCUCAGCUCAGCAAGCUCCACCCUGACCGCAGCCCUGAGCUGGAGCUCUACCAGGAGAGAGCCAAUCAGAUGACGGAGAGGUGGAGCGGAGUUAAGAGACAGAUGGAGACACGACGAGCUGAUCUGGACGCUCUGGGCUCGGCUCUGCAUCAGUACAGAGACGGUCACUCAGCUCUGAUCCGGUGGAUCGAAGAGACGACGGAGAGACAAGAAAACACACAACCUGGACAGACUGACAGCAAAGCUCUGUCCGAGCAGCUGGCCCAGCAGACGGCAUUAGUAGCUGAGAUUGAACAGAACCAGACCAAACUAGAUGAGUGUCAGACUCACUCCAAACAGUACUGCACCUCAGUGAAGGACUAUGAACUGCAGCUGAUGACAUACAGAGCCUUUGUAGAGUCGACGCACAAGUCGCCUGUAAAGAGGCGGAGGAUGCAUUCUUCUUCUGACGCCAUCACUCAGGAGUUCAUGGAUCUACGCACACGCUACACGGCCUUGGUCACCUUGACAACCCAACAUGUGAAGUACAUCAGUGAUGCACUGAGAAGACUAGAAGAAGAAGAGAAAGAGGUGGAGGAGGAGAAGCAGGCCAGGGUCGGCCAGGUGUCGGAUCUGCUGGGCUGGGUCAAAGGUCUCCAGGGACGGACGGGCGGCCCCAACGCUGAGUCUUCACUCGCAGCUCAACAGGCCAUCAGUGAACAGCUAGCAGCCAAGAAGGACGAAGUGUCUGAAGCCAUCAGGAACACUGAGGUCUUCCUGUUAUCAAAACAAGCCAGCAAGUUGUCCCCAGAGGAGCGCGCUCACGUGGAGGCUCAGCUGGACCAGCUCACGUCCACCUACAACCAGAUGUGCGACAGCUCCACCCAACAGCUGCAGCAGCUGGAGCAACAACUUGCCAAAGAGGAGGAGAGAAAGAACCAAGUUGCCAUCGCUGGAGUAAUCGACCUGGGAACGGUGGAAACAUUCCCGGUGUUCCAAGCAUCUCAGCGCGGUCUUAUUGACCAGGACACCUGCCGUGUACUCCUGGAGGCCCAGCUCAUCCUGGGUGGGCUCGUCCAGCCUGACUCUCCACUUAGUCUUACACUGGAGCAAGGUCUAGCUCAAGGCCUCAUCGACGCCCGCACCAAGGAGUCACUGUCUGAGCUGGAGAAUGCCUUGAUUUUGGUGGGAACUACUGAAUCUGACCAACAAACACCUGUGCUGCCAGUGGCUACGGCCAUGGAGGCGGGGCUCUUCAAAGAGGAGGUGGGACUCCGCAUUCUGGAACUCCAGAUGAGCACCGGAGGCCUGAGAGUCUCAACAGGAAAACUGAUUAGUUUGGAGAAAGCAGAAGACAUGAGACUUUUGACUCCCAGAACUGUCACCAAACUUCAGUCAAGACUUCAACACCGAGAGCUGAUCGAUCCAAACACAGCUGAAAAAAUAAACCUGUAUGAGCUACAACAGCGCUGUGUCUUCGACGAUGACUCUGGCCUCCUUCUCCUCCCUAUCAAACAACAACCUGGAGGGACGGUCUGCCUCCGCUCUGGGAGAAGAGUCGGCAUCUUCCGCGCAGUCCAGGAAGGUCUAAUUGAUCACAAAGUUACGGUUCGGCUGCUUGAAGCUCAGCUCUUUGCCGGUGGUAUAGCUGACCCGCGCUCUGGCCACCAUCUGACAAUUAAUGAGGCUGUUCGUCUCGGGCUGAUGGAUCAGGAUCUAGCUUGUGCAAUGUUAGCACGUCAGAUGCAAAAUGGGGGAAUUAUAGACCCUCUCAGCAGAGAGCGCCUGGAUUUGGGAGAAGGUAUUCACAGAGACCUUCUCUCCUCUCGUUUGGCUCUGUUGGUCCUCGAGUCUCUUUGGGCUUUCGUGGGACUGCUGUGGCCUGAAUCUGGAGAACUUCUGCCCAUUGCUGAGGCUCUUCAAGAAGGAGUGAUCUCAGGAGAACUAGCAAGAAAUAUCCUAGCACAGCGUCAUGCCAUUGGGGGUCUGUACAACCCUGAAACUCUCCAGGUGCAGCCCUUAAACCAUCUGGCUUCGUCCCUUGAGCCCAGUGUUGUCAAUUUUCUCAAAGACACCCACAUCCCAGAUGUUCUUGUCAACAUGAAUAAGUCUGGCACACCACCUUUAAACCGCUUGAGCUGGGGUUCCACCAGUUCCUCUUCACCUCCAUCUUCUCCCGCUCCUAUAUCAUCUCCUGCAGAUCAGUUGUGUGAUGCUACGCCAGCAAAAGGAACGGAUCCUAAAGAACAAGCAAAACACAAGCUGCUAUUUCACCUCAUGACUCACAGCUUUGUGGAUGCUCAUUCUGGAAAACGACUGGUGCAGCUGGACCCUGAGCUGGUGGAGUUGGUCGAAGCUGCUCAACUGGUUCCUGGAGACUCUGUAAAUCAAGCUGAGACUCCAGAUAAGCAGGGGAAGAUGCAAAUGGUGAGAGUGGAAGUGAGUGAAGAAGUGAGGGGGAAACAAAUUAAAGUUGAGGAAGAAAAUGUAGUUACACCAAGCAAGGAUUUGGAGAUCUAUGGUGCAAGUGGUUUAGAAGAAAGGUAUGAUGGAGAAUUGUUGAAGAAACCAUCAUUAAUUGUAGACAGUGAUUUUACAACAAAAGGUGGAAUCAAGGUCGAUAAAGAUGCAAAGGUCACAGCUAAGAAGAAAGAAAAGGCCAACGUUCAAAGUUUAAUGGCUGUGGCUAAAAGCCCAGAAGAGCUGGUGGAAAUUAAAUCCAAACCUAGAGAUAGUAUUUGUCUGGAAGAACCCAUCCCACUGGAAGCAAAAACAAGUGGAGAUGUUCAUUUAAAACAAUCUGGUGAUAGGAAAGAUAUAAAACCUUCCCAGGCUGAAUCUGAAAUGAUCAAACAACAGGUACCUGUGAAAGAGACAGACCGCAAGAUCGCUGAACCCGAGGUUGAUAUUCUUGAGGCUGCAGGGGAGAUGGAGGUAGAAAAUGCUGAGUUGUCAAGGUUAGUCCUGGAGCUAAAACAUGGUGGUCUGAUGACAGAAGAAGGGGAAAAGCUGCUUCCUGAUGAGGCAGUAGCUCAGGGUGUCCUCCCCGGCCAUACUGCAGUUAAAUUAAUGGCUCAGGCAGGUCUGUUUGGGGGUUUCCUAGAUGCCAACAGCGGUGAGUCACUUAGCAUAGAGGAUGUCAUGCAGGAGGGUUUGCUAGAUGAAGAUCUGAUGUGGAGUGUCCUACAGUCAGAUAAAACCCUUGCAGGGAUUGUGGACUCAGAGAAAGGGCAGAUCUGUGGAGUCAGGGAGGCAGCUCUGGAAGGGUUGAUUGACCCCAACACUGCGGCUAGACUUCUAGAAGCCCAGGUGGCUUCUGGGGGAAUUGUAGACCUACGCCGGGAUAAGAAAGUCUCUGUCACUCUUGCAGCAAACCUGGGUUUGAUUGAGGAGGGCCAGAGAGAAGAACUGGUGGCACUAGAGAAGGCGUACAAAGGAAAAGAUACGGAUUUAACAACCGCCCUCAAAAAAGCCAGUUUACAGCUACAGAUGGAAGGUGUUAUCGACCCAGAGUCUAAGUCUGCAGUUCCUCUGGAGCAAGCAAUUCAAAAAGGGUUGAUUAAGUCAGAUGAGGCUUAUCAUGUGUUGGCAAGGCAGGUGGCUGAGGGUGGUAUAAUCCACCAUGCUUCAGGAAUGAGGCUUUCUGUGUGCGAUGCUGUUGAUAGAGGAUUAGUGGAUCGAUCUAUUGCUCCUGGUCUGGAGGAGCUGGAGUGGGUCUACCAGGGAAAAGUUAGCCCCUCAUCUCAGCCAGAUGCUGUUGUACUCCAGGCAUCGACUGGAGCAGUUUUAGACCCUGAAUCUGGACGUAAACUGACAUUGACAGAGGCUGUUUCUAAAGGUCUCCUGGAUGAGAGCAUAGCUAGUGAAGCCAUGGCUUCUCCCACGGUGAUACAAGGAGCUCUGGACCCUCACACUGCUCGCAUUGUGCCUUAUUCAGAUCUUGUUAACCAGGGAAAGAUCGAUAUUGAAACAGGCAAACGUUUCUUAGAGGUUUUCAGAAUGAGCAAAACCGGAGACAGUUUGACCCUUUCUGAGGCAAUUCGGUCAAAGCAAGUUGACCCAGUUCCGGCGUUGAGGCUUCUCCAAAGCCAGGCAGACAGUGGAGGGAUAAUUGAUAUAAAGACUGGAGAAAGACUCCCUCUAUCUGAAGCCAGUCAAAGAGGUUUAGUCGGAGAUGAUAUGGUCAAAGUAAUAGCCUCCAACCAAAUGUUUGAAGGAGGCUUGGUCGAUCCCUCCACUAGGAAACGGGUUUCUAGUCUCAGUGAUGCUGUUGCAGUUGGACUGAUAUCCAGUCACAUGGCUGCUGAGAUUCAGGACAAAGUGGCUUCUGCAAAGAUUGAGGGUGAUGAAGAUAGUUCUACACCUGUUGCCUCAUUAAGUAGCACAUACAGCCCUGCUAUUGUAAUGUCAGUGUCGAGCAGUCCAGCAAACUGGUCAGAUGGAAACUCAGAGGAAGGUUCAGGAGUUGCACAGGAUGAUGAAAAGUAUUUUGUAUCAGAUAAGUCACCGUAUUACGAAAUGGAAGAGGACAGAGUAGAGGUGUCGUCAACAGGAGAAUCUUUAAUCGAGUCUGACCAGUCUAUGGACCUCUUGAGUCAUUUUGCAGCUAAUGUUGAGAGAAGGAUUCAGCAAGCCAUCGGAGAGAUAGCGCCACAGAAAGACAGAAUAGAGAGCCGUCCCAUACAGGAGCCAGAUGAGAAAGUGCAGAUACGUGAGGGAGAGGUAAGUGUCUAUGAUACUGACAAAGAUUCCCAGGAAGAGGUGAGAAAAGGAGCUGCCAUUUUGAAGUCAGAGAGGGAACCUGUGUUUGUUGAGGAAAAAGAGUGUCGACCCUGUGAUGAGACAUCCGUGGUUCAUCGUGUUCUUCAGACAGGUCCUGUGGCAGCAGAGAUUAGAGAUGAGAAAGAAAGCAAAGACAACACUGACUUGUCUAAAAUGACUGAGGAGGAAUACAGAAAGAGUGAUGUGACAGAACAGAGGGAUGAUGGGCUGGAUGGUAAAGUUGUGGAAGGAGAGAAACCUUUAAAGAUCCAAUUAAAAUCUGAGGCAUCAGGCCUGAUAGUGACCUCUGCAGCCAAAGAUACAGAAAGCAAAGGCAAGAAAAAGAGGAGGAGUAAAAACAAGGGAAAGGUUAAAGAAGCAGAAAGUGAAAUACAACCUGCAGAGAUAAAACUGCGAUCUGAAAUCGACCGAGCAGACGCAGAAAUUGAAGGGCGGCCUGAGGCUGCAGAUGCAGUCACUGAUAACUUUCCAUCGCAAGACAAAAGUGAGAAAAUGCAAAUUCAUGGUCGAGUAGCUUCCCCAGAGCCUCCCAUUGGAGAGCGUGAAUCAAAGACGGAUUUGAAAAUUGAAUAUGAAAAUAAUUUGCUGGAACAGAGACAAGAAACUGUUCCAGCCACUCUGCGAUUCACAGAGCAAAUUAUUGAGCCAGAAGAGGGUGAAGAGGAAAUGAUGUUCUCUAGGGAUGUAGAAAAGUGUGAUGAGAGAGAGAAGAUAAAAAGAGAGCAGGAGAGAGAAGUUGGAGUCAAGGCUUCUGUCUCUCAGGAACCAAGACGAGAGAGCAGGAAGGAGCAAGAACUGCCUCCGAAAUCUGCUUUACCAGAAAACCAGAAAGCCGCUUUGAUUCUGAAGGCCAAAGAGAGCAUCCUGAAAAAGGUGUUUGAAAAAGGAGUGAGUGAGAAACAGGCUGCGGAGGAGCUGCAGGCCCUGAGGAAAGAGGUGGAGAAGAAGGAGAUUCAAGGCACGACUGCAAGAGAUGUAAAGGCAAAACCUCUGCCAGCUAACGAUGGAGUGGAGAGUCAUGAUGUCAGAGAUGUCAAGGGACUGAAUGGUUCGUUAAAAGAAAAGAAGAAGGAGACGAGUGUCAGAGAAGUGGAAGUGGUAAAGGUCAAAGGAGAUAUGACUCCGGAGAAACCUUCCGUUAACGAGGGCAUGGACGUGUUGGAGGCUCCGCCGCAAGAGAGAGGAACGAUCAGUUCUGGAAAGGAAGACGUGGAGGCAUCAUCGUCAGUGAAGCCUAAAGAAAUUCAGAAAAGCAAACGAAGCAAGAAGAACAAGAAGUCCAAGAGUCCAAAUGUGUCCGACAAAGCUGAGCAUGAUCCUGAGAAAACAACAAGACCAAAUUUAGAAAGCUCAGAUUUGACGAAGGAGCAGACGAUGGACAGACAUAUUGAUGCUGAUGUCGUCCAACCUUCAGCUGGUGAUUCAUUAAUUAAAGCUGAGAUCUCUGCAAUUACUGAUAAAGAAGUUGAGACAAGUCGACAGAGUUUACACGAGUCGGAGGAACCCAGUUCUCACGUUGAGGAAGAUAUACGAGUUGCAGAGGUCACGUCGAUUGACAGAGAACCGUCUCCUUCAGAAACCGUAAGUGAAGGCGAGUCCAUCAAAGCUGUCACAUGCAAACCAGACAAACAAGCCACAGCUCAGCGUGUCGCUCCUGUCGCACAAGUAAAAUCAGCUGGAAAGGGUAAAAAGAAGAAAGUUGUCUUAAAGGAACGACAGCAACUUGUCGAGUCUCCAGAUUCUGCACCUUUACUCUCAGAGGAUACGUCAACAGAGUCUGAAUCAGCUGGAGUCCCUGAGUCUGAUACAGCCGCUGAGAGCUGGGGAGAGGAGGAGGAGGAGAAGGAGGAGGAGGAGGUCGGAGAGAGACGGGAAACUGAGCCAGACAAAGAGGGGACGUCCGUCACUGGCAAGUCAUCAUUAAGGCGUCAGGAAUGUUUGGAGCACGACCAGAGAAUCGUAGCCUUGGUCUCCAUGGUGCGACAUAUCGAAGUCCGACUCAAACAGCAGCAACAGCAGUCUGUUGGUCGCAGCCUCAUCGCUCUGGAUGACAUCAUCAGGCAGACAGAGACUCUGGACCUUGAACUGCGCGACUUGGAGACUGAGGUCACCAAGGAAGUGGAAGCAGCCGAGCUACUGCUGAAGCCCCGACCUCAAGAUGUUCCUCCGCAGCUCGUCUUGGCUCUGGAGAAGGACGGACGCAGCCUGGCUCGAGGGUAUGAGGCUGCUAGGUCGCUCUCUGACGGCAUUCUGAAAAGCCUGCGAGACCACAGAGACUCAUACAAGGAGGCAGUGACGGCUGAGAAGAUGUCACUCGGAGGAAAGGUGGAGAGUCUGCUCUCCUGGUUGAAGGAGACGGAGGCUGAGAUGGAUGGAGGAAUUGCAGGAAUGGAAAAAAUGGAGAAAUCAGAGAAGGAGGACAAUUGUGAUCAGCUCACACAGCAGCUGAAUCUUUGCAAGGAGCUCCAGUCCUCUCUGAUGGCUCGCUCCAAUGAGGUCAACAACGUUGCCUUUGAGAUCCAGGUGUUCAUCUCAGAGCGGGCUCAGGACCUGGCCCCUGAGCAGAGCAGGCAGCUGCUGGGGCAGCUGCAGGAGCUCCAGAGGAGCUUCCACAGAGCGUCGGGCCAAGCUCAGGCCUGGGCCGAUGCUCUCUCCGCCCAGAGAGAGAGGGAGGAGGAGUGGCAGCGCAGGAAGAGAGUGAAAGAAGAAGAGAAGGACAGAGAGAGGCAGAGUGCAAGGGAGAGAGAGGUGGUCCAGCAGCAGAAAGCCGAAUGCUCCCAGAAACUCGAAGGCCUCAGCAUGUGGUUGGCUGGAGCUGCCAGUUUGCUGGCCAGUCAGAACGCUGGAGCGGAGUCAGGUGACGUGGACGUCCUGCAAGAGAAGCAGAAAAAGCUAAAGGAAGUGCAGAAGGAUCUCCAGACUAAAGGUGAGGGCAUCGCUGAGGCCAUCCGCUCAGUGGAGGAGUUCCUGUCAGAACGUGGAGACAGUCUGAAUCCAGAGGAGAGGCAGAACCUCCAGAGGGCGCUGACGACAAUGAAAGAGCAGUACAGCGCCCUGACAGAUACAGCGAACGCGUCAGUGUCCGAGCUGGACACGGCCAUCAACAACACCGUACAGCAGAACACACAGCGGGCGAAGGCGGAGGAAGAACUCCAAGAGACAAAGGGUCAGAUCGACUCUCUGCUGAAAGACUUGUCGUCACUGAACCAACCAGGACGACGAGGGGCUGGAUCUGUGAUGGCUCAGAAUGUCGUCGAUGCACCGCUCUCACAACCAGAGGGCGCCGUCUUGUCCCACACUGAGAUGCUGCAGGCGGAGCUUCAGCAGCUUCAGUCUCAACAGGCACAGCUUCUUCAGAUCACCCAGGCGACCCGGUCCCUUUUGGAACAACCCGACUCCACUGUUCCCCCUGAGGAGAAGCAGCGUCUCCGAGCUGCCCUGGACCAGCUGCAGGCCCAGCACCAGGACAGUCUGCAGAGCUGCCAGGACCGUCUGAGGAAGUCUGAAUCUCUGAAGGAUGAGUUCACAAAGUUCCUCCAAGAACACGGAGGUCUUGGUGCCUGGUUGGAACAGAGCGAACAA
This is a messenger RNA of Paralichthys olivaceus (Japanese flounder), 10029 nucleotides long. NCBI's taxonomy places the organism in Eukaryota, Metazoa, Chordata, Actinopteri, Pleuronectiformes, Paralichthyidae. The record is from RefSeq and is a predicted model, not a curated record.